Messenger RNA from Siniperca chuatsi (mandarin fish), 4633 nucleotides. RefSeq names its product solute carrier family 25 member 35 (gene slc25a35). The coding region runs from base 180 to 1076 and encodes 298 amino acids. The record is from RefSeq and is a predicted model, not a curated record. NCBI's taxonomy places the organism in Eukaryota, Metazoa, Chordata, Actinopteri, Centrarchiformes, Sinipercidae. The transcript is spliced from 5 exons.
AGGAGCUCUUGAAGUGCUCCUGUUUCUUCACACUGAUGUAACUACCCUUCUGUAUUAGCCUACACGGUAUGUGUACACUAUCGCUAUGUGGGUGGAGGAAAUCCUGCUGAUACGAAAGACAACUCGGACCGGCACCGGACCUGAACUCCACAUCUCUGUCCUCCCGCCCGACGGUCGCGAUGGAUUUCGUGCUGAGCGGAACGGCGGCGUGCGGAGCGUGUCUGUUCACCAACCCGCUGGAGGUCGUCAAAACGCGAAUGCAGCUCCAGGGAGAGCUCCAGAGCCGGGGAUCUUACCAGAUUUAUUAUCGCAACGUGUUCCACGCUUUUUACACCAUCGGUAAAGUAGACGGACUGGCCGGCUUACAGAAAGGACUGGUGCCCGGGCUGGUUUAUCAGUUUUUUAUGAAUGGAGUCCGGCUCGGCUCGUACGCCAUCAUUGAGUCCUCCGGUUACAUCCACACGAACGGAAGAGUUAGCGCGGUGAAAACCACGGUAUCAGGGGCUGUGGCUGGAGUGGUGGGAGCCGUGAUGGGCAGCCCCGUCUACUUGGUAAAGACUCAUCUGCAGAGUCAGUCUACCUCCUCCAUUGCAGUUGGACAUCAGUAUAAACACCAGGGGAUGAUCCACGCUCUGUCAGCCAUCUACAGGCAGCAUGGCAUUCUGGGACUGUGGAGGGGCUCCAGUGCUGCUGUACCCAGGGUCAGCGUGGGAUCAGCUGCACAACUCUCCACCUUCUCCUCCUCCAAGGAACUUGUGGUUGACCUACAGGUGUUCUCAAAGGACAGCUGGUUGGUGGCCUUAAGUGCUGGCAUGAUCAGCAGUGUGGUGGUGGUGAUGGCCAUGACACCUUUUGAUGUAGUGAGCACACGACUCUACAACCAGCCUGUGGAUCUUUUGGGCAAGGGGCAGCUCUAUAAAGGAUUUGCUGACUGCUUUUCUAAGACGCUGAGGAAGGAGGGCCUGAUGGGACUCUACAAAGGCUUGGGAGCCUCUUAUUUCCGGCUCGGUCCGCACACCAUUCUGUCUUUGUUCUUCUGGGAUGAACUGCGCAAACUGUACAAGGAGUUCAGAUAACACCAGAGACAAGGACAUUGGAAAAUGGGUAACUCAUUAAGCUCUGAGUGCAUAGGUUAAAUGAUUCCUCAUUUAAUGAGUUCACUAUUAUGAGGUAAAAAAAACAAAAACAGGAGAUGCUCUCCUUUCUUGAUGGGAAAGAGAAAGAGCAAAGGUAACAUUUUACACUCCAAUAAGAAAACACAUUAGUACAGUCAAAAUACGUCAGGAAGAAGAUGAAAAUGUCAAAACUGCUGUCAGGACCUCUGAACAAUUCUGUCUGGAUUUGUCUUGGUGACUUAUGUGCACUGACGAGAUGAUAACUUACAUAUUAACUUCGCAAUAGACCUCAUAUACAGUGUACUGUAUGUUCUCUGGGGUAAAUAUGUCAAACGUCAUGGCUCUUUUAUAGCUCUUUAACUCUAUAGUUAUGCCAUUCCAAAAGAUAUAAUAGAAUCUACAUUGGACACAAUUCUUUAUCUUCUGGAGAAAGCAUCAAAUGUGGCCCACAGUUUGAGAAAAUGAAUGGACUGUGCCAACAGCCAUAACAGUGGCAAAAAAUCUAAUAUGAAAUUAUUGGUGCAAAUUGGCCAGGUGGCAGCUGCUCCAUGGUUUGCAGUAGAAGCUGUUCUCCUUAAUGCAAAGUUAACACAGGUAAUAGUCUAAACCACUGUAUUCAAAGGGAAACCUACUGUAUGAUGACUUGUUGAAACAAAGACAAAAGUAAAUGCUGCUGUCAAAUCAGCAAAUUGACAUGCGUACAUAAGUAACACUGAUGAAAAUGUGCCAGUGAUGCAAAUGACUUGCCGUAGCCUUGUAUAGGCAGGAGGUGACGCAGAGUAUAAUAUAUCAACAGAAGUAAGACUUCUGGGGAUUUCCUGUAAACAAUUUUGCCUUCAAGGUAAGAAGGGUUGUUAAAGUCAAAGAGAACCUGCUGAUCAUUGACCCAAUGGUGAGCCAGUCAGUACACACUUGUCUGUGUAGCCAAACUUUGUUCAAACCCACAGAACUUGUAUGUAUGUAUGUAAUGUGUAAUGUAUGUAAAUGCAGAAUGGAUUAAGAUGAGUUUUCCAACCUCAAAUGGAAAAAAGGGAAAAGGCUCAGUAUUGAGCUACAUUAUUGCUUUGCCUUCAAUAUAUUUGCAGGUUUUAUUAGUUAAUAUUGUACAUAUCCAUCAUUCUGACCAGAGACCAGCAUACUGAAAUGUACAAACACAGUUUAGUGCAUCUUCAUUGUCAGAAUUCUUUAUUUAUGUAUGUUGAUUUUUAUAGGGACAGAUACAGAUUGACUUGUAGCAUUUCACUGUAGCCUGAGCUAAUUUGCAUCGCUUAUGCCUCAAUGGGCUUUUCUAAAAGAAUAAAUAGUACAAUACUGAAAUGUAUGAAACCCAAACAAUAAACAGAUAAUGCUAAUUACAAUAAAAGUACAGUACAAGUAGAUAACGAAAGACCUGAUCACCUGAUGACUCCUCAAAAACUAAUAAAACUGUGUUUUACAACUCCUCAUGGAUGCACCUCGAGUAGCAGAGCCAGAAUCACUUUCACCGCGUCACAGAGAACCUUCAGAGACUAGUUACACAUUUAUAGGCAUGUUGAAAAUUGACAAAUGUAAUGAAGUUUUUAUUACCAAUACAUUUCUUUUGUCCUCUUGCCUCUGUGACUAGUCAGCUGUAAAAUGCAGCAUUUGCAUUUCUUAAUUCUUUACAAAUACACUGUUAGACCUUUAUACAGGGUCAUACCAGGAGAAGCUUGUCAGUGCAGUUUCACAUGUAAGUUUCUGUUUAAAAUGUUUUGAGAAACUCGCUUCCUGUCCCACCAAUAAUAUUCAUUAAUUCAUUGUGAUUUUGAGUAUAUUGAGAUCAUCCUGAGGCAGAACAUUGUUCACUAUCACUAUCCAGGGGUUGCCAGAUUCCCUUUCAAAAUUGACAAAAAAAAUUCAGUUACCAAAAUAAAGUUUGUUUAAAAUCUUAGCUGCUAAAAUAACAUUGUGAUAUGAAAAGCUAGUUACAAAAUGGUGUGCCUUAAUCAUUCAACCAAAAUAAAAUGAAAGUAAAAUUACAGAGUAGAUUUUGUAAAUCGAGUUACACUUUUACCAGUUUGGCUUUAAUCAAAUUUUAAUUUAUUAUUUCGAGUUUCUUUUUUGUGUGUUUACUUUUAUCUAAUCAAUUGAUAAUAAAAUAGGAUAUUGUAGCUAUAAUUUUGUUAAUUAUUUUAACUGUAUAUGACAACUGUGCCAACAGUCGCUAAUGUUUAUUUAUUAGAAUUGACACACACUGUUAACCCAUGAUUGAUCACAUUUCACUGUGUUGUUAUGGCCUUUGAAAAGUACUUCAGUUCAAGACAGGAGUUUUUUGUCAAAAAACAAUUCACCUCUGCCUCACAUGCACAUGCACAUGCACACACAUUAACAAAAUUACUAUCCACCAGAUGAAUCACUUUCCUUCUUUGGGGUUAUACACCACUGCUCUCUUAAGUGUGAGCCAGAUUUGGUGCUUUCUUCAUAAAGUGCACAAUACUUUAAUAAUACAUUAUUAGUUAGUGAUUUUAAAAGUGACUGAACGGCUUUCAGGAGACAAAUAUUACUUGAGUUUAUAUUGUAUUAUGAAGUUUUGGUCCACUUAUAUUGCCAUUGCCAUUUUUAUACUUACUAUACGAAGCAACUUUGUCUUCUUGAUGUAAUGCCACUCAUUUGUACUAUGAACAAUGUAUGUGGUUUAUUAUGGAGUAUUCUUAAGUCUGUUUAAUCAACAUUUAUUUGAUUUAUCUUGAAGAGUCAAAAUAAUAAAGUGGGCUAGGACACUGUACUUAACAGCAGUAUCAGCUGUACUGUAUAUUUCAUACACUGACAGAACAAUUAUCAUAAUUAAGGUUGAUCAAACAGACUAUAAUAGUCUCCCACAGACCACAUUAUUAGACCAUGAAAAGUUGUCUUUGAAAUAAUAGCUCAAACAUGUCUGACCAGAAAUGAUUCCUGUCAAACAAACUUUGUGCCAAACCUUGUGGCAUUUAUUUAGUUCACAUCAAGCCAGCUGAACAAUUUUCAGUGGUUAAGACACCAAAAAGUACUAAAAAUACCAAACUGAACUGGCAGAUUAGAAACCAGACUGUGAGAACAAUUACUGGCUAUAAAGACCCCUCAAUCAGAUUUUAUUCAGGGGUGACAAACUAACAAUUACACCUAAUUCUUAACAUGGUAUGCUGUUCACUACCUUGAAUAAAUGGAAACCUGUUAACAGUGGUCUACAAUGACUACAAACUGAAAGGUUACUGGUUAGUUUAUAUAAUGUAAUUAAAAAUUAGGUUGGGGAAGCACCGAUGAUAAUGUCAGAUACAUGCAAAAAUGCUAAAUGUAGUUUUGAAACUUUUGUUUGGAGAUUGCUCAACUCAUGCAGAUGGUUUCAAUGUGAAGUCACUGAUGACUUGCAUAUCAUGAAACCUCAUGCCAGUUGUAAGAGUUAAGCAGUAUUAAUGAAUGUUACAGGCAGCAGCUUGGUUAUGUCUAAUGAAUGUGUUACUAAAUGCACUUUUUCUGUGCAAUGGACUUGAACAACAAAUAAAUUCUCACUUUUUAUUGACGGA